Molecule: messenger RNA, 732 nt
Organism: Topomyia yanbarensis
Lineage: Eukaryota; Metazoa; Arthropoda; Insecta; Diptera; Culicidae
Exons: 2
Coding region: 1-732 (243 amino acids)
Source: RefSeq, a predicted model, not a curated record
AUGGAAGAGAAUGCGGAUCUCGCUCGGAACUUACUUAACACACCGGAUGCUAAGAAAAAAUCCCACAGAUUGUGGAAUCAACUGAAAGAUGUUCUUAACGAACAAGGUCCUCCGAUGCGGGAAGUGACAGAAUGGAAAAAGGUGUGGGCGGAUUACAAAUAUGAAGUGAAAAAUAAAUUACGACACAAUGUGAACAGCGUCAAGAAAACUGGAGGAGGUCCAAAUAAACAGAAACUUUUGAAUACAUAUGAAGAGAGUGUAGUAAGGUCUGCUGGGUUGAAUAUCGCUGUAUCCGGUAUAGCAAAAGCUAAGUCGUUCGGUUGCCGGAAGUCGCUUCAAACAAGUGCGGAAAAUUAUUCGGAUAAGUCCGAGACGUUCCAUGACAGCUCCAACCACAACCCACAGGUUGAAACCGGUAUUGAUGAAGAACAAAUGUGUUUGGAGGAAUUUCUGGAUGAAAGCACAGACAGUAUGGAAGUCAGACAAGCAGAUCAAACAGGAAAAGAUACUGAGGAAGAAUCGAAACAGAAAACAUGGGGCAAACGGACUAAUGCGAAACGAGAAAAAAUUGAGCUGUUGAAAAGAUAUGUUGAAGCAAAAGAGGAGAGUAAUAAAACGCAACAGGCCAUAUUGCGGAUUAAAGAGGAAAGCUUGGAAAUAAAACGAAAAAUGUAUGAAUUGGAGCUAAACAAAUUUGCCCUUUUGCAUGAAAGAUCUGAAACCGAUGAAUGA